Molecule: messenger RNA, 1044 nt
Organism: Haemonchus placei
Lineage: Eukaryota; Metazoa; Nematoda; Chromadorea; Rhabditida; Trichostrongylidae
Source: the annotation of a GenBank genome assembly
UUGUCACCAUCACGCAAUGGUUUAACUUCGUUGACGAACGUUACUUACGUCGACAUUUCUUCUCGUGCAGAAGAUAUCCAAGCGGGGUUGAUUGAUACAUUCCUCAAUUUAGAAAAAAUCGACAAAAAUCUUUUCCUAGCACGUCAUUUAUUGAAAGGACGAAACUCCUUACCAGUAGUUUAUGGAGGUCAGGUUAUUGGUCAAGCACUCUCUGCGGCGACAGCCACGGUUGGCAGCGGUUUCUUACCAAAUAGCCUACAUAGUUAUUUUGUGCAAAGCGGGAAUGUUAACAUGCCCAUUCUUUACAUGGUUGAUCGAAUUCGGGAUGGACGUAGCUUUUGUACUCGUUUGGUUAAAGCAGUCCAGAAUGGGGACGCUAUAUUCACCGUGCAAAUAUCUUUUCAUAAGCCGGAACCUGAUUCGAUUUCUCAUCAAGUGGUUAUGCCCAGUGUGAUAGGACCGGAGGGUCUUUUGGACUGGACUCAGCUUAUGGAGGAAGCUGUAAAGGUGAAUUUAAUUUUGCAUCCAGCAGCUGCCGCCAUAAUUCGCUUCAAGCGCAAAGAGAUUCCUCCUGCAUUUUUCAGGAUCUUUUCCUUUCUUCCCGUUGAUGUGAAUUCGUUCCUUUUCAAACCGUCGGCUACGAACGAAUCCAAAAAACCUGAUCAGAACAGCUUCCGCUCUUAUAUGUGGAUUAAAGCAAAUGAGAACAUAGGAGAUGAUCCUCGUUUACACGUAGCUGCGGCUGCAUACAUCUCUGAUGCCACAAUGAUUGAGACUGCUGUUCGCCCUCACAGCAGGAUGGGCUUUAUUCCGUCAAUGGCUUUAACUUUGGAUCAUUCAAUUUGGAUGCACAGCGACCGCUUCCGCAUCGACGAAUGGAUGCUUUAUGAGAACCACUCGACAAUCGCUUGUGGCGGCCGUACACUGAUCGAAGGAAAGUUGUGGACUCGCGAUGGUCGUCUAAUCUUUUCUACAGCGCAAGAAGCUCUUAUCCGUGCUCCAAAGAGUGACCCAGCAGCAUCUCAUAAUGGAAGUUCUCAAUGA